AUGGCGACGCUAGGUUUCAACACGACUCGAAUCCAGACACCUUCACUUCCCAGAAUCCAUAGAUCAUCUUCUUUUACAAAACCCAUCAAAACCCAUCUCUUCUCUUCCGAAACCUUGUCGAAACAUGGACGUUUCGUCUCUCGAUCAUUACCAGAGAGCUCACUGUCGAUUACGAAAGAAGAGACAGUAAUCAAACAAGGGGAAGAAGAAAAUAACGAAGUAGAGGAAGAUGAUCCAACUUCGGAGCUGAGUUAUCUUGAUCCGGAAUCCGAUGCGGAGAGUAUAAAAGAGUGGGAAUUGGAUUUCUGCUCGAGGCCAAUUCUUGAUUCUAGAGGGAAGAAAAUUUGGGAGCUUGUGGUUUGCGAUGCUUCACUCUCGCUUCAAGUGACUAAAUACUUCCCAAACAAUGUCAUUAACAGUAUUACCCUCAAAGACGCCAUAGUUUCAAUCACUCAAGACUUGGGUGUUCCUCUCCCUGAGAAGAUUCGCUUCUUCAGGUCACAGAUGCAAACUAUUAUCUCAAAAGCUUGCAAAGAGCUUGCAAUAAAGGCAGUGCCUAGUAAACGGUGUCUGUCUCUGUUUCUGUGGUUGCAAGAACGUUAUGACACUGUGUACACGCGUCAUCCUGGUUUCCAAAAGGGAUCAUUGCCUCUUCUGUCUCUAGACAAUCCAUUUCCAAUGAAUCUACCGGAGAACUUGUUUGGGGAGAGAUGGGCAUUUGUUCAGUUACCUUACUCAGCUGUUAAAGAAGAGAUCUCAGACUUUGAGGAGAAGUUUGUGUUUGGUGCAAGCUUAGACUUGGAUUUGCUUGGCAUUGAAGUGGAUGAGAAUACACUGAUUCCGGGUCUCUCUGUUGCGACUUCACGGGCAAAACCUCUAGCUGCUUGGAUGAAUGGGCUUGAGGUAUGCUCGAUCGAAGCAGACAGUUCGAAAGGAUGUUUGAUUCUAUCUGUUGGGAUCUCGACAAGAUAUGUCUACGCAACCUACAAGAAAACACCUGUUACUACUGAUGAAGCUGAAGCUUGGGAAUCUGCAAAGAAAGCAAGUGGGGGUUUACAUUUUCUUGCAAUUCAAGAUGACUUAGAUUCUGAUGAUUGUGUUGGCUUUUGGCUUCUUAUUGAUUUGCCACCACCCCCUGUUUAA
Molecule: messenger RNA, 1143 nt
Organism: Arabis nemorensis
Lineage: Eukaryota; Viridiplantae; Streptophyta; Magnoliopsida; Brassicales; Brassicaceae
Source: the annotation of a GenBank genome assembly